Molecule: messenger RNA, 3150 nt
Organism: Aspergillus tanneri
Lineage: Eukaryota; Fungi; Ascomycota; Eurotiomycetes; Eurotiales; Aspergillaceae
Product: cation-translocating P-type ATPase
Exons: 3
Coding region: 1-3150 (1049 amino acids)
Biological process (GO): intracellular calcium ion homeostasis; calcium ion transmembrane transport
Cellular component (GO): plasma membrane
Molecular function (GO): P-type calcium transporter activity; ATP binding; ATP hydrolysis activity
Source: RefSeq, a predicted model, not a curated record
AUGAGUGACGAAAAGCAGAGUACAGGUUCUGGGAUGCCAGGCUCGCUCUUGAGCCAGCCGGCGCAUACCCUCCCCUACGAUGUGGUCAUCAAGGAGCUGGGGACCAGAGUCGACGAAGGCCUCAGUGAUGAUGAAGCCCAGCGUCGUCUCCAGCAGUAUGGAGCUAACAAGCUGGACGAUGGCGAGGGGGUGUCCGUUAUCAAGAUCCUCGUGCGCCAGGUCGCCAACGCAAUGAUGCUAGUGCUCAUACUGGCCAUGGCAGUCAGUUUUGGAAUCAAAUCGUGGAUUGAAGGCGGCGUCAUUUGUGCCGUCAUCAUCCUGAAUAUCGUCGUCGGCUUCUUCCAGGAAUAUGCUGCGGAAAAGACCAUGGAGUCUCUGCACUCACUGAGCUCGCCGACGGGUACGGUCUCCAGAGGAGGUCAUACCUUCUCGGUUCCUUCCACUGAUAUCGUACCCGGCGACAUGGUCGAGUUGAAGACAGGUGAUACUGUGCCGGCUGACCUCAGAUUGGUCGAGGCAGUUAAUUUUGACACCGACGAAGCUCUGCUCACCGGUGAAUCCCUCCCGGUCACCAAAGAAUGUGAUACCACUUUCAAAGAGGACACUGGGCCAGGAGAUCGCCUCAAUAUCGCGUACAGCUCUAGUACUGUGACCAGGGGCCGUGCCCGUGGUGUUGUUAUCGGAACAGGCAUGGCCACCGAGAUCGGUUCGAUUGCUGCCGCACUCCGUGGUGCCAACUCCAAACGGCGUCCUGUCAAGCGAGGCCCUAAUGGUGAGACUAAGAAGCGAUGGUAUGUCCAAGCUUGGACCCUAACGGGGACUGACGCCGUCGGUCGCUUCUUGGGUAUCAACGUGGGAACUCCAUUGCAGAGAAAGCUCUCUAAACUGGCCAUUCUUUUGUUUGGAGUUGCUGUACUCUUCGCCAUUAUUGUCAUGGCGGCCAAUCGUUUUAGUAGCAGCAACGAGGUGAUCUUGUACGCUGUCGGUACUGGUCUCAGUAUGAUCCCGGCUUGCUUGGUCGUUGUCCUCACUAUCACAAUGGCUGUUGGAACCAAACGUAUGGUCGAGCGAAACGUGAUUGUGCGAAAGCUUGAUUCCCUUGAGGCUUUGGGCGCGGUCACGGAUAUCUGUUCAGAUAAGACGGGUACUUUAACCCAGGGUAAAAUGGUUGUGAAGAAGGCAUGGAUCCCCUCCCGGGGCACGUACUCGGUGGGAACGUCUAAUGACCCUUUCAAUCCCACAAUUGGCGAUGUGACCUUCACCCCACUGUCUCCCGUGAAGUUUGAGAAAGAAAAAGAAGGGCCCCCGGCCGAGAGUGUAGAGGGGCUUGUUUCUGGAAACCGCCAGCUCGAAGACUUCCUGGACGUAGCGUCCAUGGCCAAUUUGUCUCAUGUGUAUAAAGCUGAAACCGGUGAAUGGAGUGCCCGAGGUGAGCCUACCGAGAUCGCCAUCGAAGUGUUCGCCUCCAGGUUCAACUGGAAUCGGGACCGCUGGACAAAGGGUGAAGAUGCUGUGUGGCAUCAGAAGGCCGAAUUUCCUUUUGACUCCACGAUCAAGAAGAUGUCUGUGGUUUUCACCAAAGUCACUCCCCAGGAAGAACGCUCUAUGGUGUUCACCAAAGGCGCGGUUGAGCGCAUUGUUGACACCUGUACCACCGUCAUCUGGGACCAGGACUCGCCCACCCCUAUGACGGACGACCAUCGCAACCAAAUCUUCCAGAACAUGGAAGAGCUUGCCAAAAUGGGUCUCCGUGUGUUGGCAUUGGCGCACCGGCCAUACGAGGAGAAAACCCGGUUGCUUGAAGGAUCGGAAAUUGAGCGGGAAGAGGUUGAGAGGGAUCUCUGCUUCCUCGGACUCAUUGGCCUGUACGAUCCCCCACGCCCGGAGACUGCGGAUUCCAUCAAAGCAUGUUUCCGAGCGGGUAUUGCAGUGCAUAUGGUGACUGGAGACCACCCUGGAACAGCUAAGGCAAUUGCGCAGCAGGUUGGAAUUGUCCCUGCCGACCUUAGCAUGGUGGCUGCUGAUGUUGCGGACGCCAUGGUUAUGACUGCCAGCCAAUUUGACAAACUUUCUGAUGACGAGGUGGACGCCCUUCCCACACUUCCCUUGGUUAUUGCACGAUGUGCUCCCCAAACCAAAGUCCGCAUGAUUGACGCGUUGCACCGGCGUGGGCUCUUUGCAGCCAUGACUGGCGAUGGAGUAAAUGAUUCGCCUUCGCUCAAGCAUGCGGACGUUGGCAUCGCUAUGGGACAGGCUGGAUCGGACGUUGCUAAGGAUGCUUCAGACAUUAUCCUCACGGACGAUAAUUUUGCAUCUAUCCUGAAUGCCGUGGAGGAAGGUCGUCGUAUCUUUGACAAUAUCCAAAAAUUCGUUCUGCACCUGCUGGCCGAGAACAUCGCCCAGGCCUGUACGUUGCUGAUCGGAUUGGCAUUCAAGGAUCAUGAUGGCCAGUCUGUGUUCCCCUUGGCCCCGGUUGAGAUCCUCUGGAUCAUCAUGAUCACGUCAGGCUUGCCCGAUAUGGGGCUUGGAAUGGAAGUGGCUGCCCCCGACAUCAUGGAUCGACCUCCACAAACCAAGCAGGGCAUCUUCACCUGGGAGGUGAUCAUCGAUACCUUGGUUUACGGCCUCUGGACGGCGGCAUUGUGUCUGUCCGCAUUCUCGGUGCGUGUGUGGGGAUUUGGCGACGGCAAUCUUGCCCGUGGCUGCAAUCGGGACUACAGCGAUGAUUGUGAGCUAGUAUUCCGGGCUCGGGCGACAACAUUUGUCUGUCUGACAUGGUUUGCACUCUUCCUGGCCUGGGAGAUGGUAAAUCUGCGACGAUCCUUCUUCCGCAUGCAACCCAAGUCCAAGAAGUAUUUCACACAGUGGAUGUAUGACGUGUGGCGCAACAAAUUCCUAUUCUGGUCGAUCAUGUUCGGUUGGAUCACCAUCUUCCCUAUUCUGUACAUCCCCGUAAUUAACCACGUUGUGUUCAAACACACGUCGAUCACCUGGGAGUGGGGAAUUGUAUUUGUCGAGGCCAUACUCUUCUUUGCGGGCGUUGAGGCCUGGAAACUGGCCAAGCGUGUCUUCUUCCGUCGUCUACAUGCGAAGCAGCAUGUCGGAGGACGUGGGGAGAAAUCCGAGGGUGUGAUACCCACGCUUCCUUAA